Molecule: messenger RNA, 1745 nt
Organism: Entelurus aequoreus (snake pipefish)
Lineage: Eukaryota; Metazoa; Chordata; Actinopteri; Syngnathiformes; Syngnathidae
Product: phosphoglucomutase-1-like
Exons: 11
Coding region: 1-1695 (564 amino acids)
Biological process (GO): carbohydrate metabolic process
Cellular component (GO): cytosol
Molecular function (GO): phosphoglucomutase activity
Source: RefSeq, a predicted model, not a curated record
AUGGACAGCGGUCCUCUGCGGGUUUCCACUGUCCCUACAUCCCCGUACCCCGACCAGAGACCGGGCGCCAACGGCCUGAGGAGAAAAGUGCAUAUCUUCCGGACCCGGAGGAACUAUCUGCACAACUUCAUCCAGAGUAUCUUCUCCUCCAUUGACCUCCGUGACCGCCAGGGUUCCACGGUGGUGGUGGGCGGGGAUGGACGCCACUUUAGCCAGGCGGCCAUCGAGGUCAUCGUGCAGAUGGCCGCUGCCAACGGGGUGGGCCGUCUCAUCGUCGGACACAACGGGUUAAUGUCCCCUGCGGCCGGUUCCUGCGUGAUCAGGAAAUCCAAAGCCAUCGGUGGCAUCCUCCUCAGCGCCGGCCGUCGCCCCGCAGGGCCGGAUGGAGACUUUGGCAUCAAGUUCAACUCAGCAAACGGAGGACCAGCCAGUGAAGCUGUCACCGGCAAGAUCUACCAGGUCAGCAGAACCCUUGAAGAGUUUGCCAUCUGCCCAGGACUCCGGGUGGAUCUAACCACUCUGGGCAAACAGACCUUCGACUUGGAGAACAAGUUCAAACCUUUCACAGUGGAAAUUGUGGACUCUAUUGAGUCCUAUGCUAACCUGAUGAGGAACAUCUUUGACUUUGCUGCCCUGAAGGUGCUUUUGUCAGGCGAGAACCACAUCAAGAUAAGACUGGAUGCCAUGCAUGGAGUGGUGGGCCCUUACGUGAAGAGGAUACUGUGUGAGGAGCUGGGCUGUCCUGCCAACUCUGCCAUCAACUGCGUCCCCACGGAGGACUUUGGGGGUCAGCGCCACAAUCCUGACCUGGUCUACGUUGCGGAUCUGGUGGACAGCGUGAGAGAUGGGGAGUACGACUUUGCAGCAGCUUUCGAUGGAGACGGGGAUCGGAACCUGAUCCUGGGGAGGCGGGGCCUCUUUGUCACCCCGUCCGACUCUCUGGCCGUCAUUGCUGACAACAUCUUCUGCAUCCCCUACUUUCAGCACGGCGGGGUGAGGGGUUUCGCCCGCAGCAUGCCCACAAGUGCGGCCUUAGACAGAGUAGCCAAGGCAUCAAAAAUAGAGCUGUAUGAGACUCCCCCCGGGUGGAAGUUCUUUGGAAGCCUCAUGGAUGCGGGUCGGCUCUCUCUGUGUGGAGAUGAAAGCUUUGGAACAAGUGCGGACCAUCUUCGUGAGAAGGACGGGCUUUGGACUGCGCUCGCAUGGCUGUCCAUCCUGGCCACCAGAAGGCAAAGCCUGGAGGAUGUACUUAGAGACCAUUGGUUCAAAUAUGGGAGAAACUACUACACCAGAUAUGACUACGACAACGUGGACGUAGAAACAGCCUGUGAAAUGAUGGAGGACUUGGAGCUCCUAAUUGCAGACAAGUCCUUUGUCAAGCAGAGAUUUGCAGUGGAAGAUCAAAUUUACCACGUGGAAAAAGCCGACAAUUUUGAAUACACAGACCCUGUCGACAGCAUUAUCACCCGGAACCAGGGUCUUCGGAUAAUCUUUUCCGACGGUUCUCGGAUCAUCUACAGACUCAGCGGCACGUGCAGUGACGGGGCCACGGUUCACAUCCAUCUUGACAGCUACGAGAAAGAAGACGUUUUUCAAGACGCGCAGGUGGUGUUGGCACCAUUGGCAACAAUCGCAGUCAAGAUGUCCCAGCUCCAUCGCCGAAUUGGUCGAAAUGGUCCAUCUGUUAUCACAUGACUCCGCCCGUCAGUUACGCCGCAAGAUUGUAAAAUUCAACAAAACUUUGC